Molecule: messenger RNA, 1772 nt
Organism: Actinia tenebrosa (Australian red waratah sea anemone)
Lineage: Eukaryota; Metazoa; Cnidaria; Anthozoa; Actiniaria; Actiniidae
Product: BRCA1-associated protein
Biological process (GO): protein ubiquitination; Ras protein signal transduction
Cellular component (GO): cytoplasm
Molecular function (GO): zinc ion binding; ubiquitin protein ligase activity
Source: RefSeq, a predicted model, not a curated record
GAUACUGAGGAUAGAGUAACCAAAGCAGAUGAAACAUCCCAGUGGAUGGGGAGGAUUGGGUUCUUCUCUGGCAAUCCAACGGUAGAGACUGUCAAAGGAAUUCUCCAUAUCUAUAAAAACAAUGAGAUGACRUCGCUCACCAAAGGAAUUUCCAGAAGUCAGACCAUCUGCAUGCUUGCAGUCCCAGCAAAGCUUGCAUGUAUUGACCUUUUACAGUUCGUGGCUCCCUCAGAAGAGUUCAUUCAACACAUUAAGAUCAUCAGAGACGCCACACCAAACCAGUACAUGGCUUUAAUCAAGUUUAAAAACCAGGAAUUAGCGGAUGAAUUUUACAACACUUACAAUGGCCACCAAUACAAUUCACUUGAAGAAGAGGUCUGCCAUCUUGUCUAUGUAGCAAAAGUAGAAGUCUUGAAGUCUUCACAGGGAGCAAGUUUACCGUGUUCUGGUCUUACAGAAUUGCCAAAGUGUCCAGUUUGCUUGGAACGAAUGGAUGAAUCAGUUGAAGGAGUUCUUACAAUCCUCUGUAACCACUCAUUUCAUGGGAGCUGUUUAUCCAAGUGGUCAGACACAAGCUGCCCAGUUUGUAGAUAUGUCCAAACCCCUGAACCAACCAGUGAGAACAAGUGCUUAACGUGUGAUUCAACAGAGAACUUGUGGAUUUGCUUGAUAUGUGGGUUGUUUCUAAGGUGGGGAAGCUUGUGAGUGAAUUGAAAGAAGAAAAAGAGCUGAAUCAAUGUCUUCGUGAUAACCAAAAGCUAUGGAACGAAAAAGUGUCGCAGAUGGAAAAGAAACUAGAGGAAACAGAGACCAAAUAUAAGAAGGAGGUUAGUGAUCUACAGGAACAAGUAAAUGAUCUGAUGAGACACUUCGAGACACAGCAAGCCAUCGCGUGUGCACCCGAUGAUACUAGACAGGAACUCCAGGAAGGACAACUGAUGGUCGGGGAAUCUCAAACGCAGCAACCUAAAUCGAGACGAAAAAGAAGAUAACAGGCCAGAACGAACAAACACCGCAAACAUUAAACCCGUGUGGAAAAACUGAUAUUAAAACUAGAUAGUGCUAAAUAAAUACUGCAAAAUCGUUCCUUUUUGUAGUAGAGUGCGUACCAUCCGUGAAAAAGUUAACUAACAACAUUGUACAAGUCAGAGCAAAGUUUUAUAGGUCUACAGUCUACUGAAGUUUACUGAGCUUACUAACUUGUGCAAUUUUUCACAGAAAGUGUUUCACAGAUAUACAGUAUGCACUCUAUAUUUUAGCGUUAUUUGGUUAAAACGAUCGAUCGAUACGAAAAUGAAAUAAAAUAUAAAUUACAUUUCAUUAUUAAAUUACAGAGUUCCGCAGAUCUAGAUUGACACAGGUUGUUUAUUUUUCGAAAGACUGUUUUAUUUGUAUGUAAUAUUUAAAAAUGAAGUCAGAGAAGCAUUAACAACACAGAAACAGCGACAAAGAUAAAUACAAAAUGUUAAUUAAUGAAUUUCAGAACUACACUCGUCUAAGUCUUGGGAACUACAGAUUUAGUAUGACUCUUAAAAGUUACGGUAAGCAAUUGACUAUACUUUAAGCCAAUCACAGCACACAACAUCAGUGAUCAUCCAAUACAGCACGGUCACGGUAGGCACGCCUUAACAGCGACUUCUUUGCAAUGAUACGAGAAGAUUAAUUGGACUGAAAGUCUAUAGUGUGUUAGGUAGCACCGCGUUAUAGUAGAUUAGCAAUAACACAAAACAAUGUAACGUUCAAUGGCAAUAAAACUUAGUACGUGGUAAAAA